Molecule: messenger RNA, 1108 nt
Organism: Opisthorchis viverrini
Lineage: Eukaryota; Metazoa; Platyhelminthes; Trematoda; Opisthorchiida; Opisthorchiidae
Exons: 6
Coding region: 303-824 (173 amino acids)
Cellular component (GO): cytoplasm
Molecular function (GO): protein binding
Source: RefSeq, a predicted model, not a curated record
UUGACAGUAAAGGCCUAUUCACUAUGUGGCCCUAUAUGUAAUAGGGACUUCUCUUGUUUAUAUAAACUAUUCGGGGUUGCGGGUAGGCGCACCUUUUUGGUGAUUCCAGUGACUUUCCGCGUUGCAAUGGAUGACGGAUUCAAGCAAUUCAAACAGAAUGCUUCCAGUUUUUUAAGCAGGACUUUACAGGUAAUGGAUUCAUACUUCAUGUUAAGGGUUGCUAGAAAACUGAAGAAGUAUUCAAAACAACUGAAAAGACACCUUUGGAUCCCCACCUAGAAGACCUUAUUAAGCAAUGUGAAAUGCGUCAAGCAUGGACACAAAGUCUCAUUACCUUGGUAGAGGCAGUAAUACAGCCCAAUCUGGCCAACCGAGUGGAAGACAUGGUUUUGAAGGGACUGGAUCGCAAGAAGGAGAGGACUCCGGUCGAAGAGCAGUUUGGCGAUAGUUUGGUUCGCAUCGGAAAAGAGUUGGGGCAGAGCAGCCCAAACGCUAGCGCCAUGAUCAAGUGCGGCCAAGCUCAAGCCCUCCUUGGGAAGGCUGCUCGUACUAUGCAAGAAGGCAUCGAGUGCUCCUAUCUUGAGUGGCUUCGAAACUUCCUGAAAAGCAGUGUUCGAGUCGCUUCUCAAGAGCGAGAUAACCUGGACAACCUUCGUCUGGAUUUGGACAGAGCCAAGACCCUAUUGAAACGCGCCAAGGACGACGCAGCCAAAAAGCAGGCUUGCGAACAGCAAGUUUCCGAGGCCCAAACUCUGUUCGAUCGUCAGUGCGAAGCCACCAAACGGGUGUUGGAAAAAUGUAUUUCGGAUUUUCAUAAUGGAUAGCCGACCGCCUUUCCCUCAUCUUUCACAUUUCGUUUACUUCCAUCCUUAAUAUAAGCCAACUGUGAAACGUGGUUCCUACGGGAUCAAGCUUUUUAGUUUCUUCUCUGUGGUACAUCGGAUUUGUGAACCUUUUUUAUACUCUCUUGAGUUCUUUUUUCAUCUGUAACCAGGGUGUUUGGUUAAGAUUACUACAAGGCGGAUGGUCGAUGAAAUUAUAAUAUUUAUUGACUACAAUUUCUUCCUUGUCUUUGAUACAAAUUCCUUUAAAUAACAGUAAUGACGAG